Orbicella faveolata is the source of this 1815-nucleotide messenger RNA. RefSeq names its product substance-K receptor-like. Gene Ontology annotation, biological process: G protein-coupled receptor signaling pathway. The record is from RefSeq and is a predicted model, not a curated record. Gene Ontology annotation, molecular function: G protein-coupled receptor activity. NCBI's taxonomy places the organism in Eukaryota, Metazoa, Cnidaria, Anthozoa, Scleractinia, Merulinidae. Gene Ontology annotation, cellular component: plasma membrane.
UACAUGGUUUGACACUUCAAUAAACUUUCUUUUAUUAUUUUCAUUAAAUAUCUGCGCUUCUAGCAAACGGAUAUUGCCAGAAAAUGAUCGUUGUAAUAAAAAUGGAAUUAUUACUUUAUUUCUCUCAUUAAUUUAACUUUACUACAGACACAAUUAAGUUGUUUUCAGGUAGUGGAGAAGAAGCUAGAAGGUUGAAAUUUUGAACGUUUUCUAUACCUUUAAGACAUUAUAGACUGUUAGGUUGAUAGUUUUCUCUUGUAUGGAACUGGUAUUUUAGAAGUUGCUUCUAUGACUGAUAUGAGUCAAUUAAUUUGUGUAAAUUCGAUUCUCUAUAGGCCGUAAAAGGGAAAAUCAUGAACCAAACUGAGAAUUCAACUGCCCCUCUUGAUGAAGGAGAACUCAUUGGCGACGAAGAUAUUGAGGAACUUAAUGAAGUCACCAAGACCGGCGUUAUCGGUGGUUACGUCAUAAUUCUGCUGUUCUCUUUCGUGGGUAACUCGAUCAUCAUACAUUUGGUGCGCACGCGCGCGAAUAUUCGCAUGAACCCUUUCAACUGGCUUCUCUUCAACACGGCUCUCGCUGAUCUCUUGGACGUGAUAACAGCCUCUACUUUCUCUGUGCCAUCCGUCUUGUGUGGAGACUGCUGGUUAUCUGGGAUUGCAGGUACGAUCUUUUGCAAGGUUAUUCCGUUCUUCUUGGUCGUCUCCAUCUGUGUCUCCAUCUGGACGCUCACCGUUAUUGCAGCUGACCGAUACCUGGCUAUUGUGUGCAUUCGGAGGAGGCCCCUUUCAUCCAAGUCAGUGGUGUGUUCUAUAAUCGCCUUGUGGCUGCUUGCUGGUUUGAUGUUCAGUGGGGAGCUUUACAAGUUCACGGUAGACGAGGAAGAUGGUGAGGUUGCCUUGUGCUAUCCUGACUGGAACCACGAAUCAGAAGAAAUUUCCGCUAUAUUCAACCAAGCUGAAAUGAUUGUGAAAGUUGUCGUCACGUACGCUGUGCCUCUAGUCAUCAUGACUGUGCUGUAUUCGCUGAUUUCCUACUUCUUGUGGAAACAGAAACCUCCAGGGGCUGUUAAUCAAGAAGCUUAUCUUAAGCAGAUGAGAAAACGUCGAGCAGUGAUCAAGAUGUUGAUAACCGCUGUCGCUGUUUUCGCACUAUGUUGGCUCCCUGUGCAUGUCAGUCACAUAAUGUCGGAAUUUUAUGUGGAUGCCUAUUUCACCAUUCCCUCAACUCUCAGACUGUUGUUCUUUUGGCUUGCACACGCCAAUGCCGCCAUCCAUCCCUGGUUGUUUAUCGCUUUCAGUGAAAAUUUGAGUGGGGAAGCAAAAGCAAUAUUUCACAAUAUAAGAAAGAGAAGCCCAUUCAAGCACCCAAAGUUAAGCACCUCAUCCCAGCCAAGUUUGUUUACAAAUGUUGAGCUGGCGGGCUCAAGAGAAAUCGCGCAAUCGCGGUCAUCUGUUAACGUCAGUACCCUCAGCUUCGACACAAAGUUUUAAAGAUCUGAGUUAUCCGGCCAAGCGUUCAUGGAGAUCCAAGCCUAAAGUUCAUAAACAGAGAGUAUGCCAGGAGCCGUUUCAUCUUUGAAGCCAAAUGUAAGAAAUGAAACAAAGUAGGUGCUUUAAAGAGACAGGGAUUAAAGGACAUCUAAGCAAAAAUAAUCAAUAAAUUUUUAAAAAAUUAGUGUAAGUAAUCAUAUGAAUGUGAGUGCAACCAAUGAUUUACACUAAGAGAGAUCGGAUAUAUAACAAUUCUCUCAUAACGAUCCUUUAGGCGAGUACAAUUCAAUGGAUUUUUCAUAUAUCGCAAGUAAUAAUAAUA